UCAAGAUUCUCUCCUACCGCCUGCUCUUCUUUCUCCUCGGCCGGCGCUCCACGCCAACGGGACCCGGCGGAGCUGCCUCCCCGAGCUUGCCAACGUGGAUCUGCCGACCCAGCAUCCUUCUGCCCCUCCUUGUGCGUCCCUCCACUCACCUCUGCACGAGCGUGGCGACCUUGUUUCCCUCCACUACUCCUCGCGCGUCCGCGCCACCGUCGCUCUCCGCCGGCCGUGUCUGCCCCGGCUGCUCUCCUGCCCUAGUGCCCUUGUCUCUUUGCCGUACACUGGUGCGCUUCCCCUCCCCCUCCCCACCUCGGCAUCGACGUGAUUUGCGUGUCCGACGGACAUGGCGGACUCGCCGGUGGAGCUGCCGAGCUGACUUGCCAUGCAUACUGUCAUCUCCGUAACAAGGUGCUGCUCGCAGGCGCCAUCAUGUGGAUCCCUGCACAAACCCCAGUAGAGAUAAGCCAGUUUGCUCACUUCUGGGGCAUGCCGCCGAUGUUCUUGAUAUGUCAUGGUCCAAAUCUCAGUACUUGAUUUCAUCCUCCAUGGACAGAACUGUUAAGCCCUGGGACAUCACUACCAGUGCCUGUUUGAAAACAUUCUCACAUACAAACUAUGAUGAUAACUUCAUCAUUGGAUGAGAAAGUUCGCAUUUGGAAUGUCCAAGAUCGUAAGAUUGAGGAUUGGAAUGAUCUUCAUGAGAUGGUUACCGCUGCUCAGUGUGAAGUUGGUGGAGCAAGAGCUCUGGCAAAAGGAAGAGAAAGGCCUGAUCAGGGUACUUCCUGUGUGGGACUCAGAGGCAACAGCUGUUGGCUCUUUCUAACUCCUGGUGUGGGCAGUUAUUCUGGUGAAGGAGACAUGGCAACCUGGCAGUUUUGUAGGAGAGUCAUCAAGGCAGGACACAAAAAAAGGGAAGGACCCAUUCACUGGCAUAGCAAGUGGGAGUUGCUGCCAGAGCUUUACACCUUUCCGGAGGGGUGGAGAAGCCAAGUGGAAGGGUUACAUACAUUGUUGUUCUUAUGUAGGUUCAACAUUGAGGAACUAAGUGCAAGAGGACCAUACCAUGUUGCCCGUGUUUCACGCCUUGACAUGACAAAGAUUGAUGUGUCUUUGAUGAGAAAGGUUACACAAAGGUGCAAAGCUUCACAUAAAUUCAGAAUUAUCUUCAUUGCAAGAAAAUAUAUAAAAAUACCAAUGUACUCAACCAAGACAAAGACGGAGCUCAGUGGUCGUUGCUGCUCCUCGUGGGAUAACCGUCCGAGGUUCGAAGCCCCUCCUGCCGGCCUGAAUGAUAUAGGAUUAUGGACAAGAUUAACGACAUUGUCCGUCAUGGACCUGCAGUUGGCGGCGGGCGUGGAUCUCCCGCAGACGGCAGUGCGGGUGUAUGUGUGUGUUGUGCUUGUGCGCAGCCAACUAAGGUGUGGGUGAGAUUGAGCUUUUUUUUACACGGACAGGGAUUGGGCUUUGUUUGGCUCCGUGGUUUGCUCUCCAUGCAAAUGAAAAGAUAUCGAACAUUAUAAUAGACACCAGUACAUGCUU
Molecule: messenger RNA, 1536 nt
Organism: Sorghum bicolor (sorghum)
Lineage: Eukaryota; Viridiplantae; Streptophyta; Magnoliopsida; Poales; Poaceae
Product: lon protease homolog 2, peroxisomal
Exons: 9
Coding region: 613-1425 (270 amino acids)
Molecular function (GO): protein binding
Source: RefSeq, a predicted model, not a curated record